Messenger RNA from Cuscuta europaea, 20360 nucleotides. The record is from the annotation of a GenBank genome assembly. NCBI's taxonomy places the organism in Eukaryota, Viridiplantae, Streptophyta, Magnoliopsida, Solanales, Convolvulaceae.
UUUUGUCUACCGAAUAGCUGGCUAUUCAGCCCUUUUCUAAUUUACAACUUCUACGUCUGGAAAGCAACAACCACGUUUCGAAAGCCCAGCUAAGCCAGCAAGUGGGGAGGAGAUUCGCCCAGAUUCAAACGGCUGCUGCUCGGAGGCUAUCGGUGAUGACAGUUGCGGUUGAGAGAAGUCGAGGUCCUUCCAUGGUUGCUGUAAGUAAUGGUUUUCUUUGAAAGAGGGGGGCGAUGGAGGGGAAGAGAGAGAGAGAGAGAGAGAGACAGAGAGAGAGAGAGACAGAGAGAGAGAGGGCUUUUCAGUGUUUGAGGUUUGCAGAAUGUUAAGUCUGUCUAUGGCGGGCCGGCCAGCUUGUGGAGCAGAGCUAGGGCCUAGGGAGGAGGAUUGGAGGAAGAGAGCUGACUGACUGAGAGGAGAAGGAAACUUAUUAAAGAAAAAUAAUUCCCACACCGGUACCUGAGGUUUGAGCGUGUCCUCUGAGUCCCUAUAAAUAAGAGUGAGCAGUAGAUCAGAAAACCACCCAACAGUAGCAAGGGUGCGAGGGGAAAGGAUGGGACUGGAAGGAAGAAAGCGGACAGGAAAGAAGGGGGGAAGGAAAGUAAAGGGUGCGAGGGGCAAGGAAGGAAGGGAAAAGGAAAGGAACAAGAAGUGGAAAGAGGCGGGGGGAUGUUGUAUGGCUUUACGAAGAGACUUUAUGACAUCCAAUCCAAUAUUAAGGAGGAUUACAUGAAGUUGUGAUUCCUCAAGGCAAAAGGACUUGAGCCAAUAGUAACAUGCUGAAAACUAACCAUGCUGCAUGGCAAAUAACUUGAAGUUGUUUGUGUCCUGUAUCAUGAACCAACUAUUUUAAAAAGAGCUCUUAUUUACAUGUUACCGAUCAAGAUUUAGUGACAUUGUUGAUUUAUCAAAUUGUAUCAAUGAGCUGAAGUGAAAUGUCUUCUUGUUGUGUACAACUGCUUUAAUAUGUCUAGUGAUCUUAUGUCAGAAAUGCAAAUGGUUGGAAAUAUGCCAAAUAAUACAAUGCAUGAUUUUCCCGGAUCCAGUGGCCCUGUUAAUCCAGCUGAGUGUGUUGACUCAUUGGUUUCUGUAAACCAGUUGGGUCAAACAGAGUACAGAACAGGCGCGGUUCAAUCAAGCUGAGUGUGUUGACUCAUUGGUUUCUGUAAACCAGUUGGGUCAAACAGAGUACAGAAUAGGCGUGGUUCCAUCAAGCUCAUCAAUUGCAAGCUCUGUCCCUCCUCAGCAAUCCUUGUUAUCUGAUGGCAUAUUUAGAGGUGUGUCCACUAAUGUUGGCGUUGAGCAGAAAUUAUCUUUACCGAGCAAGCGAAAGGCUGAUGGGGAACUCAACUGCAUGUUUCCUCCCCUCGGCAGUUGUCAUCAUCAUCAAUCAGACGUGCUGGUGGGCCUCAGCGACCAAAUUUACAACCCAAAGCCAGCCCCACAUCAACACAAACUGUUCCUGCACCAAACAGAAAAGCCGUGCGAAAUGAGCCCCUUUCUAGUAAAGCUGGGCUCCAGCGACAGGGACCAAAAGGGAGGGCUGUACAAACAGACAUAGUGGCUAAGAACCUGACCGACUCCUCCAAAGCUGUUAGAUCAAAGAUGAGGGAAUCACUUGCAGGUGCACUUGCUUCGGUAUGCCAACGUAAAAAUGGAUCUGCAUCAAAUGAGGCUAAGGAUGAGAGUGAGAGUAAACAAGGACAACAACAACCAUCAGAGGAAGUGAAUACAGCUGGGUUUCCUGAGUUGGCAGUGGAUGAUAUACCUUUUAGUGAUAAUUUCUUUGUCAAAGACGAUCUUUUGGAUUUUGUUUGGAUGUGGAAAGAGGCGGGGGAUGUUGUUUGGAUUUACAGGAAAGGGAAAAGGAACAGGAAAGUAAAGGGUGUGCUAUAUAAUGAUCAUUGAUGGCAGGAAUGUUGUUUGGCUUUACAAAGACACUUUAUGACAUCCAAUCCAAUAUUAAGGAGAUUGAAUGCAAUUCUAAUAGGUGUUUCUGAUACAGCCGGAACAUUAGCUCGCAUUGUUGGAGCAGGUCUUGCAGGAUGUCUGGUGGAAUCUGCUAAGCGUUCUCGAUUGGAUCUUACAAGCGCAGAAAGCUGGAUGGGUGUGUUUACCUUUCCAGUGCAUUUGUUCCGUUACUUAUGUUUACAGCCUAAUACUGAGGAGCUCAUUGAUCUGGGAUGUCGAAUGCCCAUAUGGAUAUAUUAUAUUGUAUCACCCAAGUGUACACUGGCAAACAUGGAUGGGAGGGAAAGAUCAAAUCAUGUGUGCUCAUGCCAGGCCAGUUCCUUUUUAGCCAAAAAGUAUUUCUAAUCGUCGUGUUUUCAAAGUUUUCAAAGCUUUGUCAAUUGAUUCUUUUACGACGCAUUAGAUAGUUAUUAUAGUCAAGAACAUUGAUUAAUACAUUGAUAGCUUUGUAGGUGUACUUAGCUUAUUCAUAACCAGAGACCAUUGUUGGAAGGGAGUGUUUCUUCCUUUGUUUGUUGCACUCAUAGAUAUUUGUAUGUUCAAGACUCCAAAGUUAUGGUAUCUAGCUUUGACGGUUGAUUAAAACUUGCUCCCUAUUAUAUUUAUAAAUAGGUGUACACACAUUUGUCCAAUGUUAAUGAGAAACAUAGAAACAUGGUAAAAAAACCUAUAAAUACUCCUACUCUUAAACAUUUUUUCAUAUCUCUUCUCCAAUUCUUCCUAAAUCCUAUUCUUAACUCUCUACUCUCUAAUUCUCUUAUUCUCCAAUAUAUUAUAUAUCUACUCUCUAAUUCUCUUCUCCAAGAAGUUAAGAUGGAAAAUCAAGAUGCCAUUAUACGGUAUAAUUUUGAUAAGCAGAAGGACCCGAAGACCGGGAUGUGGUACGCAAUUUGCAAAUGGUGCGAAAAAAAAUGUAUCACGGGUGCUAUUUAUAGUAGCAAUAAAUGCCGGGCAGGGACACGUGUCAAGCGCUCAUUGGUCGAGGGGUCACCUCAACUGGUUGGCGUUGGCAGCCGCAUGUGGCCACAUUUAAUGUGGCUGUUGGAUGGGACGUCUAUGCGGGGCACGGUGAUCUGUGCGCAUGUGAGGUGGAUAUCUUGUCGAGUGAGAUGCCUUCGGCUAUAGAGCAGUAGCCGAGGGCUCUUCCACCCGAUGGCACCCUGGUGCGGAGGGCUCACAAUGCCGAGGGCUACUGUUUUCACCGUUUUCUCCCAGUUUCUUAAUUUGCUUGAGAAACCCGUUCUGUGAGAAUUUGGAGCCUUCGGCCAGGGGGCCGAAGGCACCCCUAGCGCGUAGUGCGGACUGCUUGGUACUCUGGGCGCUGUGAUUUGGGCCUGUUGGGCCUGUUGGGCCUUCGCUGGAGUAGUAGGAGUCUGUGGACCGGGGGUUCCCGGGCCAUAUACUCCAUCAGGAGUCCCUCACUCCUUUUGCCGAAAGGUACUUGAGGGAAAAGGAGUAAUUUGUGCUUGCCCCUUGAUGUUGUCCCGUCGUGAUCUCUGAAGUUGAUGAGGAGUUGUUGCUUUUAUGUCCCUGCCGAAGGCAGUCCCUCAGUUACCCACAUGUCGGGACUUGAGGGCUUGCUCUGUUGUUUGUUGGAAUUUCUACAUCUUUUGUAAUUUGAUGAUUUGCCCGAGGGGGUCUUCCAGUCCCCCACUCCUUGAGGCACUUGUAAAGUGGUGAAAAGGAGUAGAGUAGUUGCGUUGCUGUUGUGGGCCGAAGGCUGACGCUUUUCGUUUCAUUUUGGGGGGAUGUCUCGUUAAAAACCUCAUUAGGAAAAACCCUGGGGGAAAAAAUCCUAAUGAGGGAAAAAGAGUGCACCGAAUUCCCUCAAUGAUGAAUCGAAAAUGUCAAACCUUGGUCAAAAAUGGAGAAUAUGGUAAUGCCGAAGGCUCUUCUUUUCCUGAGGGCUCAUGUAUUGAUCAGCCGAAGACUUGCUGUUGAUAUCCUGGGGGUGCCGAAGGGGAGCCCCUCAAUCCGGGGAUCGAGGGCCUGCCGGAUGAGGGCAGUAAUUUAACUGUCGCCGGGGGGUCCACUGUUUGUUGAUGAGUUGGUGAUGAAGAUACCCGAGGGCUCCCAUUACCUGUGUGCCACGGGUUAUCCGUCAAUGAGGUAACUCCCCGGGGGCUACCCGGUUUUGCAGCGCUGAGGGGGAAUCCCCGAAGGGUGCCCUGAUAUGAAGCCCUGGGUUUCUGAGGGAGUGAUCCCGAAGGCGUCUGUUAUGUGCUGUGUGGGACACACCCCGGGGGCACUUCUGAGUGAGUGCACCCGGAGGCUAUCCUUGAUGAAGUGGAGUGGAGUAGAAAACCCGGGGGCUUCCAGAAUAUAGCCUUUGGAAAUAUAGUCGUUGGAAUAUGUAACGACGGGAUAUAGCCGUUGGGGGGGUGGCACACGUGGCGUGUGAUGGCUGGCUGUUCGCGGGCGGCGUCACCGGUUGGGUGAAACGACGGUGUGUAAUGAUGACGGUCCGUCCGGAGGCCCGGUUUCCGGGCCCAAGCCCGGAUUCCAGCGCCUAUAAAUACCCCAAGGCCAGAGCCAUUCCCGCUGUGCGAACUCAGUUGUCUUAGCGAAGCUCUGCCAAAAAAUCUAGUGAGAGAAACUCAAGCCUUCGGUCCUAACUCAGCUUUCGAGGUCAGUGCUCCCUGCCUUUCUCCUUCUAGUAUAGCUGUACAUUGCGCCCUCGGGUUAGGAGAUAGAAUUCACUAGAAACCUUAGUUCCCCCGAACCCUCGAGCUAGAGUUAGAAUGUCGUCCCAGAGUGACUCUCAGGACAUCUCGAGGACGCCCUCGAUGGAGGACGAAGGCAUCUCCGACGUGGAGUCCAGCAUCGGCCAACCCUCGGGUGGUGCUGAUGCCGUCCUGGCCCGGGAGGUCCAGAAGGAACUCAUUGCGGAGGUCGAAGCCGAGGGCUUCGAGCAGGAGUGCGAGGAUGAAGACUUAGCCCUCGCAUGGCAAACAGCGAGGAUGAGGCGCAGAACGAGAGCUCGAAGGUUACGAUUGCUGUUCUCCCCCCUAGGGGUUCCGGGGAUGCCAGUAGCUCGAGGCCGCUGGAUCCGAUACCUCUGAGGGCGGUUUCCGGUUUGAAGAAGAAGAAGGCCGCUACCAAGAAGAAGGAGAGGGCCGUCGAUCAAGGAAAGCCCGUGGACAUGCCCGAGGGGUACAGUUGGCUGAACACUGAGGCCCUCGAGAUCAGGUCGAAGGCUGAUAGGGCAGAUCUGUACGUGACUCAGCUGCACGUGGGGCCCUCGGCCGGAGUGGUGGAGCCAGGUCCCGACGACGUGCUGUCCAGGGCGCCCGAGGGGUGUAUCGCUAUUCACGUCCUCUCGGUUUCCAUGGGACUUAGGUUCCCUCUGCACCCGUUCCUCCGGGAGUAUUUGAGGUUUGUUGGUUUGGUCUCCUGCCAACUCACGCCCAACAGCCACUCCUACAUUGCGGGGUUCCUCCAGCUCUGCAAGUCCCGAGGGGUGAAGCCCAGCCUGGAUCUAUUCUUCCAGAGUUUUAAUUUGUGCCGGGGGGGGGGGGGGGCACGAAAACGGCGAGGGGUACGCAAACCUGCAGCAGAUUGCCCGCUUCAAGCUAUUCUCCGAUGCUCCUUCUUCCAACAAAGGAUGGAGGGAACGUUGGUGCUACGUAAAGUUGGGUGAGAGCCCAUUCCCGAGGGAGCUGCGUGAUCGAUUUCGAAGGCACGAAAAAAUCAGGAGUGCUGCUCUCGAGAAAGACGGCCUAAAGCUGGCCAAGUUCCCGGAGGGGAAAAAUAAGAACGUGGCGAUCAAAGACUGCACCCUCGAGGAGGAUUUAUACACCCUCGGGUUCCGGAGGUACCGCUUCAUAGGGGAGACCGAUGAGAAGUACCCUCCCUUCGACAAGGCCUUCGGAGGAGCCGGAGGUAGGAGCCGAGGGCUUUAGAAUUCUGUACCUAGUUUUAUUUUUGUUUGGAUGUCAUUGUCCCUUCGAUUAGACCCGUCGGACUGACCCUUUGUCUCCUUUUUGCAGGUAUCCCCGUCUCCAUGGUGAACGUGAAGGGCCUUGCUCGCCUGAAGAAACAGGACCCGAAGGGGUCGGGACAGGGCAGCCAGAAGCCCGCCACUGCCCUCUUCAAGAAAGCCGAGGGCGAUGCUGCUGCCGGCAAGAGGAAGGCGACGACCAAGGGGUCCCCCCCGGGUACCAAAAAGCCGAAGAAGGGGGAUGUCGCCGAGAAGGAGCCCCCGGUCAUUAUUGCUGAUGAGCACCCCGCCUCCGAGGUGCAUGUGGAGAAGCCGUCGGGUGAAACGCCGGCGGGGGCAGAGGAGUUGCUGCCUGAGGUCCUCCAAGUUUCGUUCCCGAGGGGGACAUCCCUGGCCAGCGGCGCUGUCGACCCGAGGGCCAUCUUGAGGGGCAUAACCCCUGAGACUGAUAGGGCUGCCCUCGGGGCCUAUAACGAUGCGGCCCUCGAGGACCACACUCUCCGCUCCUCCCUUUCUGUAAGUGUUUACUCAGCUUUCUUCCUUUUCUCCUUUGAUUAUAUUGUGCAAUUGCCUUUAACCGUUUGGAUGUUGGUCCGCAGGCUUGUCUAGCCCUCGGUGAACAUGCCCGGAGGCUUCAAGAAUGGCCCCUCCAUAAAGCAGAGCAGGAUGCCAAGAUGAAGGAAUGCAUCCUCAAAAACAAGGAGGCGGUGAAGCUGGGGGCCAGACUGGAAGAGGAGCUUCGGCAAAUGGAGCUGAGAUUGGGGGCUGCAGAGAAGGGCAAGGCCGAUGCUGAGGCUGCUGCUGAGGAAGCCAGGAGAGCUGCCAAAGAGGCCGAGGACUCCAAGGCGCUAGCCGUCGCCAAGGCUCGGGAGGAAGCCGUGGAUGCCUUCGUCGCCGAGGGCUGGAGAGCCGAGGGACGCAAGAUGUGGUUGUCCUCGGUCGUGGAGGCACACGUCGAGGAAUGGGCCGAGGGCCCCGGGUGGGAGUGGAUGGCCCGGAAGGGCAGGGAAUAUUAUGAGGCCGGCGAAUUCUUCACCCAGGCCCUCAUUUACCGGAGGAUGGCUCGACAUUUGGGCAUUGAGCAAAAAGAUUUCUCCCCCUUGGCGUAUGGCCUUCCUCCCCUGCAGCCUGAUGUCCGUGAGUCGCUCCCGGAAGGUGUUCAGAGGCCCGACCUUGAGGACACGGAGUUGAAGAAUGAGGCCGAGGACGACGCUGUCGAGACCGGAGCGGAGGCAUCAUCGAGGCCGGCUGCAGAGGGCACCCCGGUGAAUGAUGCUGUUGUAGUUGUAGAGUGACUUUGUACUUAGAAAUCCUUGAACAUAUUUUGUAAUGAACAACAUUGAUCCUUCGGCUUCGGCCUGUUUGUAAAUUUCACACUUACUUUGUUUGUGAUGAAUGCAUGCUGACCCCGGGCUCUUUACAUUUGAAUGCGCCUUACGUUUUGAAUGUAUGCCUUCUACUUCUUGAGUGUAUGCCUUCGGUAUUUUUGAAUGUAUGUGUAGGACUUAGAAUAUUUUUCGAUUGUAGCGUGCCCUUGGAAGCCUUCGGUACUUGGGCACCCUCUGCUGGGUAUGCAACCGAGGGUUCAGCAGCAGUUAGGACUUAGAAAUUUUUUCUAAGUGUAGCACACCAUAGGGCCUUCGGGCGUUUGUAGUAACCCGAAUCCUAGGACUUAGAAAAAUUUCUAAGUGUAGAUAUCCCCUUGCGAGCCUUCGGGAUAUGGAAUCCCUUCCUGAUGCGUGAAUGUUGGACCGAGGGCCCAAUGCACAGGACUUAGAGAUUUUUUAUUGCAAGUGUAGUAUGCCAUGUAGCCUUCGGCUACUGUGGAGCCCCAACUGAAAUAUUGAAUAGGCCGGGGGCCAAUUCUUUAGGACUUAGAAAAUUUUCUUGAGUGUUGAUUCCUUGUGUACUGUAGCCCUCGAUUGAUAGGUAGCCUUCGGCAAUUAGGUCCUUUGAGAUGAGGGUGAAAUAUGUAGGACUCAGAAAAUCUUCUAAGUGUAGAGUUUCCCUUGGGAGCCUUCGGGAGGUGGCAUCCCUCCAUGAGGUAUGAGUAGCUGACCGGGGGGGAAAAUAUGCAGGACUUAGAAAAUAUUCUAAGUGUAAAAUCUCCCUUGGGAGCCUUCGGGAGAUGGCAUCUGUAAUACCCGAGAUUAAUAUAAGAGGAUUAAUAGUACUACUCAUACCAACAGAGGUGCAUCUCCUUUUAAGGGAGCUCAUCACCCAAGAACUCCAAAGUUAAGCGUGCUUGCACGGGAGUAGUCUUGGGAUGGGUGACCCCCUGGGAAGUUUCUCAGGGCGCGCAUGAGUGAGGACAAAGUGCGCGGUAAAGGCUCGUGGUGGUUUGUGGGGACAGUACUAGAGGUCUAGAGUAACUACCUCGGGUCCGUGUGGGGCCCGGGGUGUUACAGGUGGUAUCAGAGCAACCCUGCGACAAUGUACAGACCCGUUAGAUAUCGGGCAGGCAUUUAGCGGGGCAAGAUUCUGGGGUUUGAUUGAGAUUGUUAAGGACGCAACGAGGACAUUGCGAUCCUAAGUGGGGGUGAUUGUAAUACCCGAGAUUAAUAUAAGAGGAUUAAUAGUACUACUCAUACCAACAGAGGUGCAUCUCCUUUUAAGGGAACUCAUCACCCAAGAACUCCAAAGUUAAGCGUGUUUGCACGGGAGUAGUCUUGGGAUGGGUGACCCCCUGGGAAGUUUCUCAGGGCGCGCAUGAGUGAGGACAAAGUGCGCGGUAAAGGCUCGUGGUGGUUUGUGGGGACAGUACUAGAGGUCUAGAGUAACUAUCUCGGGUCCGUGUGGGGCCCGGGGUGUUACAGCAUCCCUCCUUGAUGGGACUUAGAAAAUCUUCUAAGUGUAAAAUCUCCCUUGGGAGCCUUCGGGUGAUAGGUACCCUCUGAUUCCACAUCACUUUGCGAGAUGCCCGGGGGCUACUCAUUUAGGACAGAAUACCUUUUUUUUAAGUGUUGUUGUAUUGCAUGGCCUUCGGCCACCAUAUUCCCUUGGCUGUAAUAUUGAUUGGGCCAGGGGCCCAAUCUUUAGGACUUAGAAUUUUUUCAAGUGUUGCUUCCCUGUGUAGCCUUCGGGUGAUAGGUGCCUUCUGACUCUACAUUACUUUGCGAGAUGCCCGGGGGCUGCUCCUUCAGGAUUUAGAAUUUUUCCUAAGCAUAAAUUGAUGUUGAAUCCUGUUGUUGUGAAGAAAGCCAAUGAGGAGUGUGUGCCCUCGGCAUACACUUUAAAAGUUGUAGGAUUUGACCCUUGUCAUGGGGAAAGGGCCCUCGGUAUUUGUGCAUAACAGAUGCCUUCGGUGUUUGUUUGAAGUACCGUUUAGUGGACCUUGGAUAGUCCAGUCCCUUUGUAUUGUUGAAGCCUUCGGUGUUUUUGUGACCGGAGGUGACCAGGUAGUGGACUUAGCCGUUUCCUGAUGAUAUUUCUAUGAGUAGUAUCCUCCGGGAGAUAGGAGUCUUCAAUUACCGGAGGUGUUCCCGUGGGGAGCCCUCGGCAUGUUGUGAUCUUGUUGGAGUGUACUCUUUGAUUUCUCGCUGAGUCUACUCCCCUUCACCCCCCUUUUUUUUUUUGGUUGGUGGUGAAGGGAAGGCAUCAAGAAACUUGGUUUCUUGGUAAGGCUGGGCCUAUUAGGAGACCAUCAGAAUACACCAAUGGCUCUCCUCCCUCGGGUUAACCUUCCGAGUUCCGAGGGGAUCGAGGGACGUUUCCUGGGCACAAGAUAUGGUGGUCCGUAACCUGCCUCCCCUUGGGGGAUGGCGCGGAAAGCGCCUCAUUUUUGAAAGUCGUCCCCUCGGCGCUAGACAUAGUCCGUGGCCUGCCAUACCCUUGGGGUGGUGGCGCGGGGAGCGUUUCGGUUUGGAAGUCGAAUCCUGGGCAUUUCUCAUGCCUGUCAUACCCUGGGGGUAGUGACGCGGAUAGCGUUCCGUUUUUGAAAGUCGAAUCCUGGGCAUUUCUCAUGCCUGUCAUACCCUGGGGGUAGUGACGCGGAAAGCGUUUCAAGGAAGGGUUUUCGUUUGCACACUAGUUGCAAAUGGCCGGGGGCACUACGUGCCGCCGUCACCGAUGGUGGCGCCUUCGGUAUAUGCGUCCUCGUGGGGUACGGCUUUUAGAAACAACACUUGGUGUUAGUUUCGAUGUGUAGCCCCCGGUACUUGGUACCGAGGGGUCCUCUGUAGGAACACUUGGUGUUCUCUUUGUUGUAGUCGAUGGAGGUGUCUACCCUCGGUACCUGGUACCGAAGGGUCUUCAAAUGAAACACUUGGUGUUUCCCAACAGAUGUUUGGAAGUUGAUAGGAGAGCAUAUCCCUGGCACUGGGUGCCGAGGGGUCUUCUUUGAAACAUUUGGUGUUUUUUCUUCGUUUCGAUGUUUGAUGAUGGAGGUGUGCCUCGACACUGGGUACCGAAGGGUCUUCUGUAGGAACACUUGGUGUUCUCAUCUUUUCUUUUUUGAUGUUGAAGGUGAGAAUGUACCCUUGGCACUGGGUGCCGAAGGGAAAUGAAACACAUGGCGUUCCUUGUUGUUGGUGAUAGGAGUUUCCUCCCUCGGCACUGGGUGCCGAGGGGUCUUGACUGAAAACACGUGGUGUUUUCGCUUUUUGUUGUAGGUGUUGAUGGUGUCCGCCCUCGGCACUUGGUGCCGGAGGGGGUUCUUCUCGUGGUGAGGCCUGUGGCCUGUGGUCAGUAUGAGGGCUUGAUGUCUUGAAUGUAUCUUCAUUCUUCGAAAUUGGAGGCCUUGGGCCAAAGGAUAGUACAUUCACUAGUUAUGAGGGCUUGGCCGCUCUUACAUUAUUGAUAAAAUUUAACUAAAUGGUGUACAUUCCAGUGCCUAGGGACUUCUUUCCCAUUGGGGCGUUUGAGCUUGUAGGUCCCGGGUUUGAUGAUGGCUGCUAUGAUGUAGGGGCCUUCGAAUUUUGGUGCCAUUUUUCUUCCCUCGGUUGCUUGGCUGGCUUCCCUCCUCCGGAGGACAUAGUCCCCCACUUGAAAUUCUCGGGUGCGAACUUUGGAGUCGAUGUAGCUUUUAACUUGCCUUCGGUAGUUUUUUGCCCGGAUGAAGGCCUGCUCCCGGCGUUCUGAAAUGAGGUGGAGGUCGAGGGCCAUGUUGCUGUCGUUGACCUCGAGGUCAUAUUGGAUCACCCUUCGGGUGGGAAGGGUGACUUCCGUAGGAGCUUUGGCUUCAAAACCGUAGCAGAGGGAGAAGGGUGUUUCACCUGUUGCUCGCCGAGGGGUGGUGCGAUAGGCCCAAAGGAUGUUGUGGAGUUCUUCCACCCAGCCACCACCCUCGGCCUCCAGCUUCUUUUUGAGGCCCUCGAGCAAGGUUCGGUUGGCGUUCUCUACUUGCCCGUUGCCUUGGGGGUAGGCAACGGAGGAGAAGGUGUGUUUGAUACCCCAUGCCUCCAGAAGGGCACAGAAGGGGGCUGCCUCAAAUUGUGUCCCAUUGUCGGAGAUGAUCUGCUGGGGGACGCCAAACCUUGUGAGGAUGUUCUUGAGGACGAAGUGAUGGCACUUCGCCUCUGUGAUGCUGGCGAGGGGUUCAGCCUCCACCCACUUGGUAAAAUAGUCGACGGCCACAAUGAUGUAUCUGUUGUUGGAGGUACCCCUCGGCAGGGGGCCCACAAGGUCUAUCCCCCAUCGAGAAAAUGGGACAGAGGUGCUGAUGGGGGCAUAGUUGACCGCUGGCCUGCCGGGAGCUUUCUGAAAAUGUUGACAUGCGGUGCACCUCCGGGCAAGGUCUGCACAAUCCCUGGCCAUGGUUGGCCAGAAGUAGCUCUGGAGAAUGAGCCUUCGGGACAUGGAGAAGGGUCCUUGGUGAGCUGAGCAAGUGCCACUGUGCACUUCCUCCAUUGCGACCUCGGCUUCAUCUGGAUGAAGUCACCGAAGUAGCGUGCCAUUGUAAGAUCGUUUGUAGAGCCUUCCAUCUUCGAUGGUGUAGCUGGGAGCCCUCAGCUUUGCCAGUUUAGCGCGGGCCUCAUUCUCGGGUAGCUGCCCUGUGGAGAUGAAGGCGGUGAUAUCUGAGAUCCAAUCCUCCUGACGUUGUUGUAUGUUCAUAACGGGGCUUGCAUGGAUGCUUGAGAGGCUGAGUUCCUCGAUUUUGGCAAUUUUGGAGAUGUGCUCGGGGGAGUCGGCCGAUAGCUUAGAUAAUAUGUCGGCCUCGGAGUUCUGAGCCCUCGGUAUUUGAGUGAGAGAGUGUGCCUCAAAUACCUUAAGCAACUCCUUGGCCGCUUCCUUGUACUGUUUCAUCCUCCCCUCCUUGGCCUCAUAUUCUUCGGAGAUUUGGCCAACGACCAGCUUGGAGUCGCAUUUGAUGUGGAUCUGCCGAGCCCUCAUGUUGGCAGCCAGCCGAAGGCCACAUAGGAGGGCCUCAUAUUCGGCCUCAUUGUUGGAGACCUUGAAGGAGAAGCGGAUUGCAUAGUAGGCCCUGAAGCCCUCGGGAGUAAUGAGGACUACCCCUCCCCCGCAUGCUUUGGUCGCGGAGGAGCCAUCAGUGUAGAGGGUCCACCAGUCGUCCGAGGUAGCCGAGGGCUCCCCGUCCGUGGCUGCCCUUGCGGUACAUUCCGUCACAAAGUCCGCCAGGGCUUGGCCCUUGAUGGCAGUCCUUGGACGGAUGUCAAUGUUGUACUGGCUCAAGAAGAUAGCCCAUUUCACCAUGCGGGAGGAGCUGGUGGGGCUCCUCAUGAGGGCGCCGAGGGGUUGAUGGGUGAGGACCUGAACCGGGUGAGCCUGAAAGUAAUGGCCCAACUUCUUGACAGUCCAAACGAUGGCUAACACCGUUUUUUCCACAGGGGAGUACCUGAGCUCGGCCUCCCUUAGGGUCUUGCUAACGUAGAAGAUGGCAUGUUGGAUGCCGUCUUCUUCCCGGAUGAGCACAGAGCUGAUGGCCGCCGGGCUAACCCCAAGGUAGAGGUAGAGGGUCUCCCCUACCUUGGGUUUGGAGAGCACAGGAGGUGAAGAUAGAUAUCGUUUGAGCUCGUCGAAAGCCUCCUGGCAUUCCGGAGUCUAUAGAAAGCCAGCCGUCUUCCUCAUGAUCUGGAAGAAGGGUAGAGAUUUCUCCGCCGAUUUAGAUAGAAAGCGGUUGAGGGCUUCCAGGCGGCCCGUCAACCGUUGGACUUCCUUCACAUUGCGUGGGGGCUCCAUAUUGAUGAUGGCCUGGAUCUUCUCGGGGUUGGCCUCAAUACCCCUUCGGCUCACCAUAUAGCCUAAGAAUUUGCCCCCUUGGACGCCGAAGGUGCACUUCUUCGGGUUUAGCCGAAGGUUGAACUUCUGCAUGAUGGCGAAGAUUUCCCGGAGGUCGUCAGCAUGGCUGGAAGAUUGUUUGCUUUUGACGAUCAUGUCGUCAACAUAGGCCUCCAUGGUGCGCCCUAGGACGGCUUGAAAGACCCGGGCCACCAUCCGGGUGUAGGUGGCCCCUGAGUUCUUCAGGCCGAAGGCCAUGACUAGGUAGCAGAAGAUGCCCUCGGGAGUCAUGAAGGCAGUUUUUUCGGCGUCCUCCUCGUGCAUGAAUAUUUGAUGGUACCCUCGGAAGACAUCGAGGAAAGACAUGAUUUCACACCCCGCGGUCUCAUCCACCAAUUGAUCAAUGUUUGGUAGAGGGAAGGGAUCCAUGGGGCAUGCCUUGUUGAGAUCGGUGUAGUCCACGCACAUGCGAAAGGUAGGGGGCUUCUGUGCGAGGACUACGUUUGCUAGCCAUGAGGGGUAUUUUACCUCCUUGAUGUGUUUAAUUGAUAGGAGCAUGGCGACCUCCUUCUUCACGAAUUCCCUCCUCUCGGCGGAGAGGGGUCUCCUUCGUUGCUGUACUGCUUUUGCCGAAGGGUCCACCGAGAGGCGGUGGGUGAUGACCCUACGACUGAUUCCCGGCAUGUCCUCCGGCCCCCAGGCAAAGACAGUGGAGUAGGCGCGGAGGGCGUCGGUGAUACCGGUCUUCAAAUCUUCAGGGAGCUGGGCUCCAAUCUUCACGACUCUCUCCGGCUAGGCCGGAUCGAGCGCGAAGUCUUCUACGUCCUCGGCCGGUUCAGCCCUCGGCCUCCUUUCCUCUUGGUCGACGGCUCCGGUGAUGGUGUCAACACGGAAUUCCGUCUUUCUUACCUUCUUAGUGACCUGAAGAUAGCAGGCGCGGGCAAUUUUUUUGUUCCCCCGGGAGUAGCCAAUGCCCCCCUCGGCGGGAAACUUGAGGCAGAGGUGCCUCAUGGAGAUGAUGGCUUCGAGGUCCUCGAGGGCUGGCCGGCCGAGGAUAAUGUUGUGGGCGCAGUCAAUGUUGACGACGACGAACUCCAAUUCGAGCUGGGCUCUAUGGAGCCCGUCGCCGAAGAUCACCGGGAGGGUUAUUACCCCCUCGGAAUCAACAGUAUCGCCGGUGAAGCCGGCAAGAGGGGUCUUAAUGGGCCGAAGGGACCCCCUCUCCAGAUGCAGCUCUCUGAAGGUGCUGAGGUACAUUACAUUGACGGAGCUGCCCGUGUCAAUGUAAGUUCGGUGAAUAAUGGUGUCGUUUAUCUCCGUCCGAAUCACUAAGGCAUCCCUGUGAGGAGAAGAAGUAGGAGGGAGAUCCGCGUUGGUGAAGGUGAUGGGUUCCUCCCUCAGUCGCUUUACCGGAGGCAUAUGAGUGACUUCCCCCACGUAAAGCGAUUGAGCCCACUUCUUUCGUUGGCUGGUGGAAUCGCCCCCUGUAUUGCCACCGGUGAUCAUGAGGAUGUGGCGUUUUUUCUCCUGGUAGUGGGGGUAUUCCUCCUCCUCUUCUUCCAAGUUUCCAAUCUCCCUCUUCUUGCCGAGGGGGAUGGUGUUCGGAUUCACCCAGGCAUUUACCUUCGUAUGGUGCCCUCGGGGAGGUCCCUGAUGAGAAGGUCCCUCCUGCCGAGGGCUCUGGACAAACUGGGACAGGUGCCCCGCCUGUAUUAAUCUCGAUGGCCGUCUUCAGCUGAUGGCAGUCAUCGGUCCUGUGCCCCUGGUGCCGAUGGAAGCGACAGUAGGGGAACUGAGGGUUGAUAGCGUGUACCUCCGGGGGUGCGCGAGAGUCGCGCUCAACGAGGCCCCUCUCCUCGGCAAAAUCGAGGAUGAUGCUGACGGGGUGCGUCAAUGGUGUCCGAGGGCGGUCCAGGAGAAUGGGCUGGGCCCAAGUCUUAGGGUUGCUCUUAUAACCUCCCCCGGGCUUGGCUUGGCCUUGCCGAGGGCGGUCAUCAGAGGGUGCCGAAGCCUUGGGGCGAUUUGGAGGAGCCCCCGCCCCUCGGUUAUGCUUGUUGUCAGCCCUCGGGGGCUGCUGGUCCGGGUGCUGGUGAUACUUCUCCACCUCCUCGGCCUCAGCAUAUCGGUCCCCCCGCUGCAAAGCCCUUAUGUAGUCGCGGGGGGUUCAAUGAUGAGGCUCCUUGAAAAGUUACCGGUGCGGAGGACGGUUUGUAGGAGGGCCAGGAGGGUCCCGUCAUCAGCACCGUCGACCUUGUCGGCCUCCGUCCUCCAGCGCUCCAGGAAAUCCCGAAGGGUCUCAUCCUUCUUCUGGCGUAUUGUUAGCAGGUGGGAGAAGUGCUUCCUUGUGCGACGCCUCCCGGCGAAUUAUGUCAAGAACCGCUGGGCGAGUUCUUGCCAUGAAUCAAUACGGCCCUCGGGCAGCCUGUUGAACCAUUCGUAUGCCGGCCCCUCUAAGGUGGAGAGGAACCAACGACACAAAUAUUCGUCCGACGCCCCCACCAUCAUCAUGCUGUUCUGGUACUUGCUGUAAUGUUCCUGGGGGUCCGUUUUUCCGUUGUAGGGCUGUAUAUGCUGCCCUCGGUAUUUUUCCGGGAUCCGGGCCGCCAAUACCCUUGGAGUAAAUGGCGUCCGAGUCCGGAGCUGGAUGACGGGUUCCCCGGAGCCCUCGGCCACCUUCUUCUGUAACUCCUCCAUUUUGGCCAUCAUGGCCUCGUAUUUGAGAUCUGAAUGAGGGGUGGAGGUGGUGGCGUGAACUUUGUUGGACUCCAUCUCGUCAAGCCGGCGUUGGUGGGCCGCAAUAAUCUCGUCCCGGGGAUCCUUCGGGAGGGUCUCCGCCCCCUGCGAACGAACUCGGGCCGAGUGGGCCUGGUUGAUUUGGUGUCGAGCAUCAUCGGCAUGAAGGGGUGCCUUGCCUUUGUCCCGAGGGGGACGCUCCUCGUCUGCCCUCGAAACAGAUCCCCCGCUUUCCUGGGGCCUUUGGAGUGCUUUCCCCCCGAGGCGGUCUUGGACCCCUCGGCGGUCUGGCCCUCCUCCGAGCCGGUUGAGGGCGGAAGUACGGGGCCUUUCCCUGUUGUCAUUGUGGCGGUCCCGGGACUGAACUUCCUGGGAGGACGUAUCUUGGGCCACCACCCCCUCGUCGUUCCUCACCCGAGGGGUGGGAUUUCCGAAGGGGUGUGGCAGAGGGGGAAGUAUGAUGUUUUCCCCAACCUGAGGGUGAGCUGGAGCCAGGGUGCCGAAGGCACCCGGGUUCUGGGUGAGCGUCUGGAUGAAGGCGGAGAGCGCCGAUUGCACGUCGAUGGUGAGAACCGGAGGGCUGACUUGGUCAUCGCUCCGGUUUUUCUUCUUCGCCUCGAUGCCGAGGCGGGCAUCGGGGGCAUUUUGUUGGAUCUGAAGGCGUAGGUCGACAGCCGCCUGUUCCAGCCCAGCGAUGACACCGCCCUCGGGAGCCCUGUGAGAGGUUUCGGGGGCGUUGACGUCGCCGAGGGCCAGGUUCUUGUCUUCUACGUUCUUUGAGUUGGCACGUGUUGUCCUCACCAUUUUGAUAGAGGGCUAGUGUUUCGUGUUUGGUCGAGGGGGAGGGUUUCUUACUCGAUUGUUCAACCUCUCAACGAGAGCACCAAAUGAUGGAUAGUCUACCCGGGGGUAUAUAUCCGAAAGGUUAUCACGGGGAGUAACUUAGAGAGAAGUAAGAGCAAGUAAGUAAAAGUAGAGAGAGAGUGUAUUCAGUAUGAAUGCCGUUUUCAGCGUGGUUACCAAUGGGGAAAUGGGGUGCUAUUUAUAGUAGCAAUAAAUGCCGGACAGGGACACGUGUCAAGCGCUCAUUGGCCGAGGGGUCACCUCAACUGGUUGGCGCUGGCAGCCGCAUGUGGCCGCAUUUAAUGCGGCUGUUGGAUGGGACGUCUAUGCGGGGCACGGUGAUCUGUGCGCAUGUGAGGCGGAUAUCUUGUCGAGUGAGAUGUCUUCGGCUAUAGAGCAGUAGCCGGGGGCUCUUCCACCCGAUGGCACCCUGGUGCCGAGGGCUCACAAUGCCGAGGGCUACUGUUUUCGCCGUUUUCUCCCAGUUUCUUAAUUUGCUUGAGAAACCCGUUCUUUGAGAAUUUGGAGCCUUCGGCCAGGGGGCCGAAGGCACCCCUGGCGCGUAGUGCGGACUGCUUGGUACUCUGGGCGCUGUGAUUUGCGCCUGUUGGGCCUGUUGGGCCUUCGCUGGAGUAGUAGGAGUCUGUGGGCCGGGGGUUCCCGGGCCAUAUACUCCAUCAUCCCUUCAUGGGUCUUUCACCAAUGGAGAAUAUCGAAGUCCCCCGCUUCUUUAUACUUAACAGGAAACGUUAGAUAUAAAGAAAGCUCGUUAAUCGAGCUUUGUGCAACAGCAGAAGUUGUUUUACUUUUUUUUUCAAAAGAGUAGAUUAGGGGUGGAUUCGGGCCGGGUCGGGCCUAGGCCCGAGCGGGCCGGCGGUUCUGGAUAGGUGGACUCAGGACCGGUCUGGGUAGCCACCGGGUCUGGUCCGGGUCCGGUCCGGGUCUCAGGAUUGGUUAAUUUUUUUUUUUGCUUACCUACCUAUCCUUGACCCCCCCUCACCCCCAAACCCCAAAACCCCUCCUAAACAUCAAGCCCAACCCGGGUGAAGCCCAAACAAAUGAAAGAAAACAAAACUUUCAAAAAGUUUGAGAUUGUUACUUUCAAAAUAAUAAUUGAAGUAUGACAUGUGAAACAAUGAAAGUGCUAAGGAUAAAACACUUUGUCUUGCACUCAUACAACUAAACACUUUGCUUGGGUUCCAGAUAUUUGUUUUGUUUAUUUAGCUUUUUUCUUAUUUCGUCGUCCUCCUAUUAGUUUUUUUUUUUUUUAUCAUUUGGUUUCUUGUUACUGUCUAUGUUGUUAGCUUUGUCAUUUUGUUUGGGAAUUUAGUCUCUUUUUAUGUCAUUGGGUAUGUUUGGAUCUAUGGGAACAGAGAUGAUUGUGUCAAACCCACUGCAUGGUUAGCGAUUUGUGUUGCUCUUUCAGGGGUGACCGUCUCUAAAUUUGAUUAAAUGGUUUACAGUCGUAAUUGUUGGAGUUUAGUUGGUAUCAGAUUUAUUUUUCCUUUGGUUGAUUUAAUGAUCCUGAAACUUAUGAUAUGAAUAGAAACAAAUUUCCCCCAAGCAUCUUCCCUUGCCUCUCCUCCUUUCUAGGAUUCGAUCUCUUCCUUAGAUGUUCACAUCUAUGACAGUGCGAGCGCUUCUUGGAGGCUCAAUCCUACUCAGUGUUCUCCAGAUUUUAUCUCUUCGAUGGACUUUGACCUUGGUGCUCGCUGGCAUGAAUCUGAUGGUCAUGAGGUGUAUCUUCAGCAAUAUUUGAAUAAUUGGCAAUUGUAGAAGUUGGCGUUUCACUGCCACCGCAUCCCUUCAUCACCGGUUAUUGAGGUACAUCUUCAAUAAGCUUUGAAUAAUCGUCAAUUUUUAGGAGGUUGACUGCUCACUGCCAUCGUAUCCCUUCAUCAUCUUUUAUUUUCACCUGCGACCCUUUUAAUUCAUUCGAAAAUAAGUUUGAGUCAAAUUUGCAAUCGAUUAUAGGAAGUCAGUUUAUUGAAAAUUAUUUUGUAUUCGAAAAAUGUUGUUCGAAGAAGCAAAAGGAGCAUGUGAAAUUAGUUGUAUACUUGUAUUAUUUUGCCUUGUUCACGAUUCCUAACUACAAUGGUAGUAUUUAACUAGAAAUGCCUUCCAAAUUAUCCAAAAUCCACCGACUGCACAUAUGAAUUUUGAGCAUGAAAGUAAAAAAAAAACUUACUAUCUAAGGAUUCCAAGGAAGUAAGCUAUGCUAAUUCUCAUGAAUGUUCAAAAAAUAAUUUGUGUCUUCUCGAUCUUGCUUCAGUUCAUUGCCGGACUUUAUAUACUGUCAUUUCAUGAUUCACUUAACCAAAUUAUAGCUCGUUUGGGGGUAAAAUUGGCUAAAGUUGUGGCUGUAAUUGUUGAGUAGAAUGAAAUAUCAAGAAUGGUCAUCUCUGGAAUGUCAAAAUAUAUGGGAAACUACUUCUAGUGUCUUCAAUAUUUUAGAUGUGGGAAAGCUCACUAAGGUUAGGUAUAACACAUAUGUUUUGAAUAUAUUACAAUACUGUUGUGGCCUGUGGGUUUUACUCUCAGUCUUCUCAUAUGGUUUGUAUAUAUCAUACUAUCUUUGGAAGUGCAGAUAGGUUCUUCCUUGCAUUUGUUCAUCAAGUAGCUAUAACUCCUUUAUGCUUUAUGCCUUUAUGAAAUACAGAAAUAUUAAACUCCUAAAAUGACAAUAGGAGUAUAUAAUAUAUUAAUUAUCCGUUUUAAUUUCUUGUCUAUUGUCGCUUCCUUAUGUUUCUAGUUUUAGCUUGUUGAUGUGUUAACUUUGUCACAUCAGUUUAAGUUUUAAACCAUUUCACUUUCUCCUCUGUGUGGGAUGCGGUAGAGUGCAAACUUUUUUUUAUUGUUAUUGUUACUAAUUCUGAUAUAUAGGAAGUUGAAGAGAUUUUGGAACUUUUCAAUUCAAGUCUAUAUGGCAUGGUUUGGACAUCACAGAGAUAGUUCAUUACAUUUGCUAUGCAUAGGUGCUUUUCUGUCAGAUAAUUAAAUGUAACAAAGGUUCAUUAGUUGCACUUGUAUAAACUUCAUUGAGUGGCAACUUCUUUCAAUUCUUUUGCAUUAUUUAUUAAUUAUUACUCCUCAGUCCCAAUUUGUAAGAUACAUUUCAUAUUCACUUGGUCAACAUAAAUCACUCUUAAUCUUUUACUUUAUAUAUCAAAAUUCUGUGAGAUUUUAAUUAUUUUUGCAAGCUUUGUAGCGGUUUUAAUGUAGUUUCUGAAUAUGUAAAUUUUAUUUUUUAAAACUAAUGUGAGUGUUGACAGGGAUCAAUUUGUUUUAUCGUCGGUCAAACAUCGUAAACCGUAAAAUGUCUUUCAAAUUGGGACGGAGGGAGUAAUAAAUUCAUUUUGAUAUGCAUAUGUAACAAUAAUGUCAAUUAUAUAGGUGUAUUGGUUCCUUCUAAUAAUUUAUUCGGAUUUGUGUCGUAGUGAUUGCACUUCCAUUGUAGGCACAUAAUAAAAAAGAAGUACCUUAAGAUGCAAGACUCGGGAGAUUGACAAGAGAAAUGGAGACAAAAGAGACAAACUGCAACAUAAAAGGAAUAAGAAGCAAGAAGAACCAAACCAAUAGAUAUAAUAUAUAAAUGUAAUAACUUGUAAUAAGAGAUUAAAUUAUAUAUGUGCUAAGAUAUUUUUACAUGUUGUUUUCGUCGCUCUUUGUUUCAUUGAAUGUAUUACUUUUUGUUGCA